Molecule: messenger RNA, 1850 nt
Organism: Zingiber officinale
Lineage: Eukaryota; Viridiplantae; Streptophyta; Magnoliopsida; Zingiberales; Zingiberaceae
Product: probable polygalacturonase
Exons: 5
Coding region: 276-1748 (490 amino acids)
Biological process (GO): carbohydrate metabolic process
Molecular function (GO): polygalacturonase activity
Source: RefSeq, a predicted model, not a curated record
GAGUGGUUGUAUCGUACAGUGCCCGUCUUCUACGCAUAGGGCGGUGCGCUUCCCUCAACGUCAUAUCCUUCCUCUUCCCUUCAACUUCACUCAUCCUACCUCUCCUCCUUUUUAAUCCCCCAAUCCAUCUCUUCCAUGUACUAACCGCUAGCUUCGCAAUCCCCAAUCUCCUUCUCGAUUCCCUUCUCCUGUUCGAGAUCUUCCAUUCGAUACUAGUUUCCUCUCUUCUGGCAGAGUAAAGUUGAAGAUCAGACUCGAUUCUUUUGGUAGCAUCUAUGGUGGAGGUGUUCUCCUCCUGGUGGACAUCUCAUCUCCACCAGCAUCCUCGGUGGCUGGUGGGGCUUUUCACCACCCGGAGGACGCUGGUUUUCCUGCUCUGGAUUGUCGGCCUCGUUAUGGUUUUCUGGUGGCAGAGUACCUCGGUGGUCAGCAUUGUUUUCUUUCGCUGGAGAGUGGUAGCGCCCCAGUCGGAUUCAGUGAUGCGAGCGGCAGUGUUCAAUUUGACGGAUUUCGGUGCAGUUGGGGAUGGGAAGACGCUGAACACGGGGGCUUUUGAGCGUGCCGUGGUGGAGAUCUCAAAGCUUAGACAGAAGGGAGGUGGUCAGCUCAAUGUUCCUGCUGGGCUCUGGCUCACCGCGCCCUUCAAUCUCACCAGCCACAUGACUCUCUUCCUAGCGAAUGGUGCAGUGAUUCUUGGGAUCGAGGAUGAGAGUUAUUGGCAAUUGAUGCCUCCUUUGCCAUCUUAUGGAUAUGGGCGGGAACACAAUGGGCCUAGAUAUGGAAGUCUCAUACAUGGUCAAAAUUUGAAUGAUGUCAUUAUAACUGGACAUAAUGGUACAAUAAAUGGUCAAGGUCAUUCAUGGUGGACUAAAUACAAGAAAAAACUUCUCAACUACACAAGAGGACCUCUUGUGCAGCUUAUGAGGUCCAAUGAUAUAGUCAUCUCAAACAUAACUCUGCGUGAUUCUCCUUUUUGGACAUUACAUCCAUAUGAUUGCAAUAAUGUAACAGUCUCUAAUGUUACCAUCUUGGCUCCUGUUACUGGAGCUCCAAAUACAGAUGGUAUUGACCCAGAUUCUUGCAAGAAUGUCUUGAUAGAGAACUCAUACAUAUGUGUAGGUGAUGAUGCAAUAGCCAUAAAGAGUGGCUGGGAUCAGUAUGGAAUAGCAUAUGGGCAUCCAUCUACUAAUAUUACUCUUCGCAAUCUCACUGUUCGAUCUGUGGUGAGUGCUGGAGUAUCCAUAGGCAGCGAGAUGUCAGGUGGAGUUUCAAAUGUCCUGAUGGAAAACCUCAUUGUUUGGGAUUCAAGACGAGGCAUAAGAAUAAAGACAGCCCCAGGGAGAGGGGGCUAUGUUCAAAACAUCACUUUCAAGAAUGUGACUUUUCAUAAUCUGCGAGUUGGAAUUGUCAUAAAGACAGAUUACAAUGAGCACCCCCCAGGAUUUGACCCCAAAUCUCUUCCAAUCAUUCAGAAUAUAUCCUUCGUGGGGAUCCAUGGGCGUGAUGUUCUUGUUCCUGUUCGGCUCCAUGGCAGUGAAGAGAUUCCCAUCAAAGGUGUUAGCUUCCGGGACGUGUCUGUUCAGUCAAGCUACAAUAAGCAUGUUUUCCAAUGCUCCUAUGUUGAGGGUCGUGCCAUAGGGCCCAUCUUCCCUGCACCAUGUGAGAACCUGGACAUUUACGAUGAGCAGGGAAAUGUAGUAAAGCGUUCGGAGUCGCAAAACAAAACUAACAUCGACUAUCGCAUUUGAAAUUUUCAUUGUUACACCUGCACCUCAUUGUUACACCUGAUUGGAUUGUCUAUUACAUAAAAAUGUCUCUUUUCAUUCCUGAUAAUAUGGUCUUGCAGUGCA